AUGGUGCGAGGUUUGGGAUGCCCCAGUACUUUUCUGACCUUUUCAGCGGCUGAUAUUCACUGGGAUUCUCUCCAGAAGCAUCUGCCCCGUUACGACGAGUGGCGGGGUGCUCCCCGCGACGCCAGGUUUGCCAUUACGACAGCCAACUUGCGCGACAAUCCGCUCAUUGUAGCGUAUCAUUUCUACAAGAGGGUCACGACAUUCAUCGACACCGUUCUGAAGCCCAAGUUUGAUGUUGCUGACUCGUGGUUUCGCUUUGAGUGGCAGGCCGGGGGCAGCACCCACCUCCACGGUCUGUUUUGGUUCAGAAAUGGCACCGUGGUCGACUUCCUCAACGAUCCCGAGAACCGCCGUAUCUUUGAGCAGUUCUGGGGUGUCCACGUGUCCGCCACUGCCCAUGAGGCAGCAUCUGCACAAGGCCGGGAUCCUCUCGCUGUUCCCUCGGCCGACCCUACCUUUCAGGCUCUGUCUGACAUCAACAACCGGGUGCAGCGUCAUCGCUGCACUGAUGCGUAUUGUAUGCGAAAGAAGCACCUGCCAGAUGGCCUUACGGAAGAAUUGUGCCGUUUCUACUUUCCGAGACCACUGCACGACGAGCUCGAGCUUGUAUCAAACUUCAACCCCCGCUACCUAAUUUGUGAUGGCGCAAGGAACGAUCAGUGGCUUCAUAAUUACAACCGGACUAUUCCUCUUGGAUAGCUUGCUAACCACGAUUUCUCUCCGUGCAAGUUGAUACACGCCGUCAUCAACUACAUUGCUAAGUACUGUUCCAGGGCUGAGCAGAAGAUGGAGACCUACAAGAACGUUGCUAAGACUAUGCUCCCCAAGGUCAACAGCUCUAGUCCCGUCACGAGCUUGGUUGCCCAGUGUAUGAAUAAGUUAGCUGCUGAGCGGGACUGGUCGGCGAUGGAGGUUUGUCACCUGUUGCUGAAUCUCCCGCUGCAGGAAGCAACGCGCAGGUUGGUCUCUGUGGACUGCCGGCACCCUGCGGAGCAACCGGUGACCGAGCAGAUCCAGGAGACGACCAUUCGGAGGACCCAAACGAUCUAUGACAAGUACCUUGCUCGUUCGCACAAGUGGGAGCAUGUCUCAUAUUUCGAAUUCCUUACGCGCAUCGACCACAAUAGUAACCCGUGGCGAUAUUUCCCUCGGGCCCAACCGCGAAUUCUCAACUGCUUUCCUCGGUACAGGUCCGAUCCGCAAUCCGAGGAUUACGUGAGUUAUUGUCGCGUCCGGCUCCUCCUGCAUCACCCACAUUGGCUGGUCGAAGAGCUGAAGACCAUCAACGGCAUACAGUUUGCCUCGUUCAGAGCCGCAUUCGGGUAUUGCCAGCGGAUUCCCCUCAAAAGCAUAUACCUCGUUAAUGAGCGGCGAGAUACUCCUCGCGAGGCCAGGUUUGCCAUCGCAACAGCCAAUUGGUCAGUUUUGAAGUUAUUGGUCUGA
Molecule: messenger RNA, 1443 nt
Organism: Clonostachys byssicola
Lineage: Eukaryota; Fungi; Ascomycota; Sordariomycetes; Hypocreales; Bionectriaceae
Source: the annotation of a GenBank genome assembly